Molecule: messenger RNA, 3494 nt
Organism: Trichoderma asperellum CBS 433.97
Lineage: Eukaryota; Fungi; Ascomycota; Sordariomycetes; Hypocreales; Hypocreaceae
Biological process (GO): regulatory ncRNA-mediated heterochromatin formation; negative regulation of RNA catabolic process
Cellular component (GO): catalytic step 2 spliceosome
Molecular function (GO): protein binding
Source: RefSeq, a predicted model, not a curated record
AGCCAUUCCAACGUCAUAUUCAUUCACAUACGGAGAAUCUUAUGAGCCAUCAGUUGUAUGCUUGCGGUGAAUCAGCGCCAUGUUGAUUUUUCACAAACCAGGUUGAGCUUCAUCAAAGAUGGCCUCGCAAGACGGGCAGGACAUAAAGCUUAGCGUGCCAAAAUUCUCGUCUUUCAAAUCGAAGGAAUCCAGCAAAGAGGAAUCUAAAACACUGGACGGGCAUCAUGAAAUACGCCGCAAGAAGCAGAGCCGUGAUGACGAGAGACCAAGUAGUCGCCGGACUGACGAGGACCGUGGUUCCAGGCGCAGUGGCCAUGAGCCUCGCCGCCGCAGAGAUCGUGACGGUGGUCGUCGAAGAUCUCGAAGUCGUGAGAAAACUGCUGAUCGAAUCGAAAAGCAAAAGCCGAAGCCUGCUUCCAAGUUAGAGGGCGUACCAGGUCUUUUCAUGAUCGAUACAAAAGGCGACCCCCUGAUUAUAAAAUACGGGGGGAUUGAUAAAUCUCAGAUACCUGCCUACCGUCGCCAUGGGGGCGGCAGGGUCCUUGGUACGGUUGGCCGCCUAGUAAUCCACCGUGAUGGGCCAAGAAACCAGUUUAGUCUUCGCAUGCCUGGAGAAGGAUUUUCUACUUUUCAAGGCAGGGAUGGGCUCCGAUCAAAGUUGCCAAAGGUGACAUCCAGGCCGAUUAGGGCCGCCACUCGGAAUGCAAAUUUGGAUGCCAUAGAUGAAGCCGAGGGGUACAUACCAUUAAGUUCAUCCAGAAAACGAAAGCGAGUCCAAUUGGAUGAUCAAUCUUCAGAUGACGAACAACCCUCAUAUCGGUCUAUUGAAGGCAAAGCAAAGCCACGGCAAUACUCAGACAGUGGCUCAGAUGAAGAUUCCGACAUGUUAACCAACAUUCUAGCAACAGAUCUAAACAAUCCGCUUAAACAAAAAUCCAUCCAGCUGAGCAAACGAGUCAAGGACUCUCCAGAUGACAUUGAUGCUUGGCUUGAGCUUGUAAAUCAUCAGGACGUCUUGCUCAGGGCUGGUGAAGAUUUUGACCAUACGAUACUAGAAAGCGAAGCCCAUAGCUUCGCAGAGAUUAAAGUAUCCAUGCUUGAAUCAGCUCUUGGAAACGUCAAAAACGCGGAAGAUCGCAGACGCGUUCUUAUUCCCUUGAUGCGAGAGGGUGUCAAAGUGUGGACUAGCAAAACAACUGCUAAGAAAUGGUCAGAUGUGAUGAAAGAUGAAGACAGCGAUUUUCUCUUGUGGAAAACACAUCUCGACUUUUUGACUUCGAAUAUUGCAACAUUUCAAUAUGAAGACAUAAAAAAAGUGCUUCUGGAUCGGUUACGCUUUGCUUUGUCUCGUCUUACAUCAGACCAGCCAAAAGAAGCCAUACAAGAAGCCAUAUUUGUAUUUUUGAGGGCUACUCGCUUCGUUCAUGAUGCCGGCUACAAAGAACUUGCGGUUGCAGCCUGGCAGGGCCUCUUAGAGUUUAACCUCUUUAGACCACUUUCCGUCGAGGACGAGCAAUCCGCACUGGAGUCUUUCAACGAUUUCUGGGAAAGCGAAGUUCCUCGCAUAGGAGACACUGGCGCAAAAGGCUUUCGACAUUACGUCGAGACUGAAGGCGCCGGAGAUGCGGCAGAGCCAGUAAAGGCACGCUCAAUUGACUUGUCUUCAUCGCGAGAUGUCUACAAAGCUUGGGCUUACCUGGAGCAAUCUCAUUCGCAAGAGGCUAAGAUGCCAGCGAGAACAAUGGAUGACGGAACUGACGAUGACCCAUUCAGAGUCGUGAUGUACUCUGAUAUUAGGCCUUUUCUCUUUUUGAUACCAUCUUCGUUUCUAGCAGAGGUUUCAAGUCAGCUUAUUGACGCAUUUUUGCUCUUCGUCGGCUUCCCACCGGCAUUUAGAGCGAGCAAUUGGACUGAAGCAGCUUAUGAUGACCAGUUUAUAUCAUCAUCCCUUAUCAAAUUCGACUUACAGCCGGUUAAGCACAAUGAUGAUCCAGACAAUUGGCAGAGAAUCGAACCUCGGUUUGAUACGGGUGUAAAGGCGGCCACCUCUCCUUCUUUGCUAUUUAGCGGCUUGAAGUGGUAUCAGUAUAUUACCACGAAGUCACAAAAUCCUACAGUCCAUCCGGUCUGGGUAUUAGAGGCACUAAAGCAGCUCGUUCACAGCGGCGGAAUAGAAAAGCUAGCUCAAUAUUACCUUGCAGUAGCGUUUUCUAAUGAGCCUACUAACAUCAAGAGGCCUGCUAAAGCACUUCUCAAACAAUACCCUGCUAAUUCUGAGCUAUAUAAUGCUUAUGCCCUUUGCGAGUUCGCCAAUGAUCCAAACGUGGCGAGUAAAGUGUUGAGGGCCGCGAUUGAAUCACCUUCGCUGUCUGAAAAAUGGUACAAAUUCUUGUUUUAUAGAACCUGGGCCUGGAUGGAGUUUGAGGAGGGAAAUAUCGGCUUGGCAAAGCUGCGGCUCUGUUCAUCAGUGGACGACACCCCGAAGGUGAUUGGAACAGAUGUUCCUGAAGUUGGCAGUACUGCACUUCUCAAGUCCCAUCAAACAUUCACCUCAGAUUUCCAUCAAUAUCUAACAGGUGAAGAUUCUGUUGGAGCGAGCACACUUGCGGAAUGCAUGAUCUUACUGUCGUACCUCACAGCUUCGGGGAAUGAAGAGCCAACAUCAGCAUCACAAGGCAAUAUUGCAGCAGCAAUGAACACAGUUGACGCGAUUUCUCGAGAAUUCCAAUCUCACGAUCAAGUCGGUGCCAAAGCUCACGAGCGUAUUUUUCAGUUUGCUGCACAACUUUUAUACCUACAUGCAUCAAAAGGACCCUUCAGGAAAGUGUACCUACGAGAGAAGCUCUCAACUUUCAUUCACCACUUCCCGCAGAACACAGUUUUUAUCUCCAUGUUUGAGUGGGCAGAUGCGAGCCUCCGUGUCAUUGAUGAGACGCGUGACCUCUUGUAUGACCAGAUUUUAGUGAAAGAGCAUGACUGCAUUAGUAGCCGCAUGUUUGUCAUUCAACACGAGCUUACACACGGCAACACCAACACGAUAAAAGCUGCAUUUGAGCAUGCUCUGGCAAGCGACGUUUGCCAGAAUAGUUCUGUGUUGUGGACAUCCUACAUUCGCUUCUGUUAUGCUCAGAAGCAGCUACGUGCUAAGGCAAAGGAUGUGUUUUACAGAGCUUUGAGGCACUGCCCUGGGUCGAAGGAAGUCAUUAUGGAAGCCUUCGUGACCCUGAUUCGCGAUAUGGAGUCUGAUGAACUCAAAGCGGUGUAUAAUACGAUGACAUCGAAGGGGAUGAGGAUUCAUGUCGACAUGGAAGAAUUUCUCGACAAGCAUAGAUCUGAAUCGUCGAAAGAGAAGAGAAGAUGAAUAUGUGACGGAUGCGUGCGCAUGUGAAUGCAUAUAUAGGUUAGAAUAUGUAGCAUAGCAUAUCUAAUACCGUUUAUCUGCUGUACCGUUUUGGGUAUGGAAUCUAAUAAUAAAUGUGGUAUUCAUACAGUAG